Molecule: messenger RNA, 1928 nt
Organism: Dermatophagoides pteronyssinus (European house dust mite)
Lineage: Eukaryota; Metazoa; Arthropoda; Arachnida; Sarcoptiformes; Pyroglyphidae
Source: RefSeq, a predicted model, not a curated record
AUAAAUGAACACUGAUGUGUAGACUUUGAACUUAACAUAUAAAAAGAAUUUUUUAUGGUGUACUUCAUUCAUUCACAUUGAAUGAAUUGUUAAAAAUUUUUGAAAGAGUAAAAAUGUCUAAUUAUUUAGAUCUGGACAAGUGGCUAUCAAAUCAUUUGAACAUCAAAGAUGAUUCAGGUGGCGAUGCUGAUCACUUUGAAACACUGUCUAUCGAUAAGUAUUCAGUAAAAAUUCAUCAAAGUUCUCGAACACUGUUGGAUAAAAUUUCUUUUAUUGAAAAUGAUUUUACAUUAAUAUAUCCAAUUGUUGUUCGCAAUGAUAAUUGGCGUGAUGAUAGCCAAGUCCGAAUUCGUGUUGCGGAAACAUUAAUGGCUAAAUUAUCGCAGCUCAAACCCAUGGCCAAGGUCGCUGAAAUAUCGAGCAUCGAUAAUUUAAAGUUUCAACAACGUUUACAAGCUUUGAAUGUAAUUUUGAAAAAAGCUGAAACUCAAAAUCAAAAAUUACCAAAAGUGUGUCAUUAUCGUGUGAUUAAUUGCACCAAAAUAUCGAUAUUGGCUUGUUUUUAUGAUGUUUUGGUUGAAAUAAUGCAUGGAACCCCAUUUAUUUUGCGCACAGAUUUGUAUUCAACUAUUCCGGUUGCUUUAUUGCGUGAAAUGUUCAUCGAAAGUGGCGGCCCCGCAUCAGUUUUCGGACAUUUGAUUGAUUUUAAAAUAACAAAUCAAGGACAGAUUGGCACUUAUAUUCUAACGGAAACAGCCGAUAUUCAUUCAGCGCUGGAUAAUUUAUUUGAUGUUUACAUUGUGAGCAACUUAUCUUGCAUAAAAGUUUUUGCUCAAGAAUCAUUGCGAUCGACAAUCGAAACAAUCAUCAGACAAAAAUUGAAAAAUCAAUACGUAAACAAUUCUUUGUUUGCAGAAAAUGAACCUUUUUCAAUAAAUUCAAAAGCUUUUUUGAAUUUUGAUGCUAUCUGUGUUGAUUAUCAUGACCAAGGAAUUGGAUUUCAUUAUUAUCGUUUUGCUGAUGAAUCAAUCAAUAUGAUCAAUCGUUUUAAAGGUUCUUCAUUUGUGUCAAUCUGGUCAAGUGAAGACAUAGGAAUUGGACAUAAAAUAGCACGACAGAUUCAAACUACCCGAAAUGUAUCGAUUAACUGUUGUCCCCUCAACCUACAAAAAUUAUUACAAUCAUGGUCAUUAGAGUUGCUACCUCAUGAAUCAUAUCAUAGAUACGCUCAGGCCACCAAAUCUAAAGUGAUGUUAAACAAAAGCUGGUCAACAUUGAAAAAUCGCUCGCAAUUGCUCAUGGAAUCAUUAGACGCAGUUCCAUAUGACGGCAGCAUAAAAAUCGAAUUAUUACGCUUCAACAUCGAAUGCUAUUCAACAUCUCGAGGUUUGAAUCAUUCGUUCCAAGAAUAUGAAGAUUACGUUGCUGCAAGUCUGAUACAACUAAAUUACAAAAUGCCACUGGGUAAUAUAAUCAUUCAUUUAGAUAAAAAGAAUGAAAGUAUUGAGGAGUAUGUUUCAACAUUGAACAUGUUAUCAAUAUUCUGUUUCAACUUAUUAUUGGAUGGAAACGUUCUCACAUUGAUAGCUCCAACGAAUACAUUGAAUGAUUGGCAACCUAUAGUCCUACAUUUUAAUUCAAAUCCUUUGACCAAGGGCAUUCUACAAACCAUUGAAUAUGAUGAAAAAAACGACACAUCGGGUCUAACCAAAUGGUGGUCAGAAAUUGUGAACGAAAAAUGUCAAGAUGGAUUGCUAUUACUCCUAGAUGAUAAGAAACGAAUCGAAUCGCUUUUCAUCAAUCAAAAACGCUUUUUCGCCAACAAUAAAGAUGGAUGGAAAUGGUUAAUAAAAUGGAUUCGUUGUCGCUAUCAAUGUUCAAUCACGGUAGCAUUACAAGAAUAUAAUAUGAGCAAAAUGGUAGCAUAA